This is a messenger RNA of Leopardus geoffroyi (Geoffroy's cat), 3189 nucleotides long. It is a transcript of the gene PRMT8, whose product is annotated as protein arginine methyltransferase 8. The coding region runs from base 1113 to 2372 and encodes 419 amino acids. NCBI's taxonomy places the organism in Eukaryota, Metazoa, Chordata, Mammalia, Carnivora, Felidae. Gene Ontology annotation, cellular component: plasma membrane. The transcript has 11 exons. The record is from RefSeq and is a predicted model, not a curated record. Gene Ontology annotation, molecular function: protein-arginine N-methyltransferase activity. Gene Ontology annotation, biological process: peptidyl-arginine methylation.
GGGCUGCCGGGGAAGACUAGGGUAAGGGGAACAGGACUGUGGGCUCAGCCAUUUGACUUUCUCCUAUGGUCUCUUCCGAGCCACCUCUGGCUGAACCUUUGGCCCAACCUCUCAACCUGAGAGAAGCUUGGAGCCCCAAGUGCCUGGACAGGGACAGUGGGAGAAAAGGAGAGAUGAUAGCAUACUUAGCCUUAGAGUUGAAGGAGUUAAGGACCCUCCCUCAUCCAGACACCCACCCCUUCGCUCCCCUGAAACCAUAAUUCGCCAAGGAAGGAACCAAGAAUUGACAGAGGAUCUGGGAAGUUGGGGGUGGGGUGGGAUGGGGGCGAGGUAACUAUGGCCCAAUCUUGCCCAGAGCUUGUCCUCGGUGGGAGGACAUACACCCGGGUCUAAGAACCUGCAAGAGCCCAGCUCCGGCGCCUGCUUUCAUCGAGUCUCCCGCGUGGCCUUGCAGCGUCCGCGCCGCCCUUUGCCCCCGCGCUAGUUGUCCACGGCGCCUGGGGGUGGAGGAGGCCAAAAGACCCCUGGAGCCUGGAGGAGGCGGCGGGCCCGGGGGCGCUGGGGGCCCUCCGUCUGCGCCCAGCCGCCGCUCGCUCUACCGAACCUCCUACCCCGCCCCCACUCACCCGGCUCAGCCCCUAGGAGAGACGCGCAGGAAGCGUGUUGCUUCGCCCAGCCGAUCGGCAGAAGUUGAGAGGAGUUGGUGGCUGCCUCCGGCCGGCCGGACUUUGUGAGCAGCCAGGAGAAGAGACGCCGCCGCUGCCGCGAAGCCUUCGGGGCUGCCUCCCUCCAGCCUAGCCCGCAGCGCGGGUGGAGAGGGGCGGGGAGGGGGUCGGGUGCGCGAGAAGAACUUGAAACUGUGUGAAGGAAUCCGAAGCAGAUGAGAAGGGAGGAAAAUAAAACAAAGUGGAGACUGCAGAAAAGACUCAACCGUAGUUGAUUGUAUCGGCUGACGCUCCAGCAGAGGGGCUGGGUUGGUUUUUUUUUUUUUUCCUCCCAUUCUCUCUCUCUCUCUCUCUCUCUCUCUCUCUCUCUCUCUCUCUCUCUUUUAAAGCUACACCAGCUCUCUCUUUCUCUACUAUCUCUGUAUCACCAAACCCUUGCUGGCUCUUAUGGGCAUGAAACACUCCUCCCGCUGCCUGCUCCUAAGGAGGAAAAUGGCGGAGAACGCUGCCGAGAACACCGAGGUGAGCAGUGCCCCCCCGCAGCCCCCUCAGCCCGUCGCCCCACCCAAGCCUGUGCAAUGUGUCCAUCAUGUCUCCACGCAACCCAGCUGCCCAGGACGAGGCAAGAUGUCCAAGCUGCUGAACCCAGAGGAGAUGACCUCGAGAGAUUAUUACUUCGACUCCUACGCUCACUUUGGGAUCCACGAGGAAAUGUUGAAGGAUGAGGUGCGGACACUCACCUACCGGAACUCCAUGUAUCACAACAAGCAUGUGUUCAAGGACAAAGUGGUGCUGGACGUUGGGAGUGGUACCGGGAUCCUUUCCAUGUUUGCUGCCAAAGCAGGGGCCAAGAAGGUGUUUGGGAUUGAAUGUUCCAGUAUUUCUGACUACUCAGAGAAGAUUAUUAAGGCCAACCACUUGGACAACAUCAUCACCAUAUUUAAGGGUAAAGUGGAAGAGGUGGAGCUGCCUGUGGAGAAGGUAGACAUCAUCAUCAGCGAGUGGAUGGGCUACUGUCUGUUCUAUGAGUCAAUGCUCAACACGGUGAUCUUUGCCAGGGACAAGUGGCUGAAACCUGGAGGGCUUAUGUUUCCAGACCGGGCAGCAUUGUACGUGGUAGCAAUUGAAGACAGACAGUACAAGGACUUCAAAAUCCACUGGUGGGAGAAUGUCUAUGGCUUUGAUAUGACCUGUAUCCGGGAUGUCGCCAUGAAGGAGCCCCUGGUGGACAUCGUGGAUCCAAAGCAAGUGGUGACCAAUGCCUGUUUAAUAAAGGAAGUGGACAUUUACACGGUGAAGACGGAAGAGCUGUCAUUCACAUCUGCCUUCUGCCUGCAGAUACAGCGAAAUGACUACAUCCACGCCCUGGUCACCUAUUUUAAUAUUGAAUUUACCAAGUGCCACAAGAAAAUGGGGUUUUCCACAGUCUUCUCAUUUUUAGCUCUGGUCCCAAGCAAAGAGGAAAUCAGUAUUAAUGAGUCCUACAUCCAGGUGGAGGAAGCCCCCGAUGCCCCCUACACCCACUGGAAGCAGACUGUCUUCUACUUGGAAGAUUACCUCACUGUCCGGAGGGGGGAAGAAAUCUAUGGGACCAUAUCCAUGAAGCCAAAUGCCAAAAAUGUGCGAGACCUCGAUUUCACGGUAGAUUUGGAUUUUAAGGGACAGCUGUGUGAAACAUCUGUAUCUAAUGACUACAAAAUGCGUUAGCAUACGUGGGAGGCUGCAGACAGCGAGCAAGAAGAGAAACUCUUACCUCGAUCUGCGGCUCUGUAACAAGGAACACCGUUUGCAGGACUACACUCUCGAAAACCAGAGUUUUUAAAUUCUGCCUUGAAGAUUGGUGAACUCACCAGGGCUCCCGUGGGCCACUGGACAGAGAGCUUCCAGUUCCUCAGCUCUGCUCUGGGAGCCCUUCACAGAGGCUUUGUUGUCGCCGACAAAGAGCAACCUCCAGUGCUGUGGCUGGGGCCCCCGAGGAUGGAAAAGUGUACACGUAUACCCAUUUGUCCUCCUUAACUGUGAAUCUCUGGAACUUCCAAGUUUUGCAUGCUGCAGGCAUCUAGGACAGAUUGCUUCACUAGAACCUGGAGACAUAGUGUCUUUGAUAGCAUAAGCCAGAUUACCUGUCUGUGCGGUGGUGUGCGUGUGCGUGUGCGCGUGUGUGCGUGUGCGUGUACAGCAUAUACAUUAGUUUAUUUACCCACACCUGUAUAUGCAUGCAUAUACAACCACGUGGGUAUAUUUCUGUGUUCAUUCAGGGUGUGUGUGUGUGUGUGUGUGUGUGUAUGUGUGUGUGUGUGUGUGUGCGCGUAGAAUAUAUAUUACUCUCAGAGGAGAUUCUGUUGCUUUCGAAUAGGAAUUUGUUUUGUGAUUAGUUCUCCCCACUUCCCAUCCCUUACAGAUGUUAAGCAGCUAUGAAACGUUCUCUGUAGCUCUGGUCUUCUUCUGACUAGACUGUGGCUCUGAACCCUGAGCAUAGUACCACGCACUCUGUUGGCACUCAAUAAAUGCACAUGAGAGCGAA